Callorhinchus milii (elephant shark) is the source of this 3491-nucleotide messenger RNA. Its product is annotated as cAMP-regulated phosphoprotein 21. Lineage: Eukaryota; Metazoa; Chordata; Chondrichthyes; Chimaeriformes; Callorhinchidae. Gene Ontology annotation, molecular function: nucleic acid binding. The coding region runs from base 414 to 2969 and encodes 851 amino acids. Gene Ontology annotation, cellular component: cytoplasm. The transcript is spliced from 21 exons. The record is from RefSeq and is a predicted model, not a curated record.
CGUCAUGACCACAACUGGUUGGGAGCAAGAGGAUGGUUAUCACAUAGCUACAGUAGACUUAGCAGUUGUGUGUGUGGGUGGAGUGAGCUCUCAUCCUUGUGAGCAACGGGGGAGAAGGGGGAAAAUCAUGUCUUCCAGGAAGGCAGUUACAUAGCAGUAUCCGACUGAAAUUUGUCAAAGAACCUAGUAGCUGAAAUUUAUCUGAGGUUGAUGGUGGUCCAUCAGAUCCUCUUUGGGAACAACAUGGAGGUCGUCAUUUUGGACUGUUGAUGAGGACAUGGGACUCGCUUUGUUAUUGUUCAGCCGUGUUGAUCUCGCAAGUGAACAGCAUCAGAUAGAAAGCAUCAACCAUCACCGAAGACCCAUACCGAAGGUCACUGCAUCUUCUACUUGUGUAAUUCCUUUCUGUGAGAAUGUCUGAAAAAGGCGUAUCGAACCAUGAAACAGUGGAGGAAGCUGGAAAUGAGCAAGAGACUGAAACUUCUCCAUCCUCUCCAGAGACGUGCAUCAUUAGAACUGAAAGCUUGGAGGCAGAAGAGAAAGAGGAUAAAUCAAAUGACACAAAGGCUGACUAUCAAAAACGAGCAAACCAGGGGCAGCAGAGAAAAAGAGCAAAGUCAGGAGCCAAAGGUAAACUCGUGCGGAGUCUUGCUGUUUGUGAAGAGUCAUCUCUGCCUCUGGCAACAGAAGCCACCCAAGAAAAUCAGGAUUCAAUUCAGCUGCAACUCACCAGCUCUCCAAGCUUUCAAGAUGAUGAUAAAAGUAAUAAAGAGGAAUUGGAGAAAGAGAAGGACAAGGAUAAAAACAGAGAGAAAGACAAAACUAGUGAAAAACCUAAAAUAAGAAUGUUGUCGAAAGAUUUUAGUCAAGAGUAUACAGAUUCCACAGGGAUAGACCUGCAUGAAUUUCUCAUUAAUACAUUAAAGAAUAAUCCCAGGGACAGAAUGAUGCUAUUAAAAAUGGAACAGGAACUAAUAGAUUUUAUCAGUGAUAAUAACAAUCACUAUAAGAAAUUCCCUCCAAUGUCAUCAUAUCACCGAAUGUUAGUUCACAGAGUGGCAGCUUAUUUUGGAAUGGAUCAUAAUGUAGAUCAAACCGGAAAAUCCGUUAUAAUCAACAAAACUAGCAAUACUAGAAUACCAGAGCAAAGAUUCUGUGAACACAUAAAAGAUGAGAAGAAUGACGACUCGCAGAAGAGAUUUAUUUUAAAACGAGAUAAUUCUAGUAUGGAUAAAGAUGACAAUCAGGAAAUUUUUAUCUUGCAGCAAAAUAGGAUUCAUCCAUUUAGAGAUGAUAGAAGAAGUAAAUCAAUUGAGGAGAGAGAAGAGGAAUAUCAACGAGUAAGAGAGAGAAUUUUUGCACAAGAUUCCACAUGUUCCUUGGACAGCCUGUAUGUGGAAAACAGCCGGAUCCUAGAGGACUGUAAUACGUUCAAUGACACUCAAAAGAAGAGGCAGCUAUUUAGGGGUAAUAGGGAUGGCACAGGGAAAGCAUCGGGGAGUCGGCAGAGUAGCACAGAGACUGAUAUGAAGUGGACGGAUCAGCGUCCCUGGAGCAGUACUGACUCCGACAGCUCAAAUCGAAACUUGAAACCUCCUGUGACAAAGACAGCCAGUAUCGGCGGCAUAACUGUAUUGACACGUGGUGACAGCACAAACAGCAACAGGAGUACAGGCAAACUCUCCAAAACAGGUAGUUCAGAGUCUUCCAGUAGUGCAGGCUCCUCAGGUUCCCUGUCACGAAACCAUCAGCCAUUGCAGAGCGCUCCUGUCGUCCCUGUACCAGUCAGCUCCACAGGCUCAGUCUCCUACUCAGAUGGAGGAAUGGGUGGACAGGUGGCAUCUGCUAAUACCAGCUACAUUUUGCUUCCUUUGGAAGCUACAGGUAUACCACCCGGCAGUAUUCUGUUGAACCCACACACAGGCCAACCAUUUGUGAAUCCUGAUGGCACACCUGCAAUUUACAAUCCUCCCACCGGCCAGCAGCCAAUUCGCAGUCAGCUCCCUGGACAGCCUCAGCAGUCGCCUGCCUCCCAGACACAGCAGCAGCAACAGAUGGCAAGUCAUCUGGUCCCGCAGCCUGUACAGGCUAUGCAGCCUUCUUCCCAGUCUGUCCAGUAUCCAACGGUUUCUUACCCUCCACAGCAUCUUUUACCAGUUUCACCCUCGCAGCAGUUUCCUGUGCGAGAAGAUUUGGCUUCCCAAUUUAAUCAGAUGAGCUUAAGCCGUCAGUCAUCAGGAGAAGCCCCUGAUCCACCUUCUGGUUCUGUCUAUCCAUCACCCAUCAUGUCUCAGCCACCCCAACAAACUAGCUAUGUCAUGGCAUCACCCAGUCAGCAGCUUCCCCCAGGAAGUUUCACUGGAUCUGCUCCACCUAUGUCUCCACAAGUACUACAGCAACCACAGGGAUACGUGCAGCAGCCACCUGCACAGAUGUCAGUGUAUUACUAUUCCUCUGGCCAGUACCCUACCUCAGCAGCCCAGCAGUUCAGGCCUGUUGCUUCGGUUCAGUACAAUACACAGCGAGGUCAGCAGAUGCCACAGACUACACAACAGACAGGAUUUCAGCCUGUCUUGCCUACUCAGCAGCAAGGAUUCCAAGGCCUAAUGGGAGUGCAACAGUCGCCCCAGAAUCAGAAUCUGUUGAACAAUCAGCAGGGAAAUCAGGUUCAAGGUGUGAUGGUCCAAUAUCCAGCCAUGUCGUCUUAUCAAGUGCCAAUGACCCAGGGUUCUCAAGGGAUGCCUCAACAAUCUUACCAACAACCUAUCAUGCUGCCCAAUCAGUCAGGUCAAGGAACACUUCCAGCCACUGGAAUGCCUGUUUAUUGUAAUGUUAUACCUCCUUCCCCACAGAACAGCCUAAGGUUGGUAGCACCCCACUGUCCCACCAACAAUGUCCCAGUGAUCCCUGCUAACUGCAGAACAAACUGUACAAGUAUGAGCAGCACUGGAUGGCAGGUCAAAUAUUGACACUGGUUCUGUAGUAAGAAAGUGGUAUUGAGACAUAUUACUGGACAUAUUAACUAUGGCCUUCAAAAAAAAAAGGAAAGAGAAAGUCGGUUGAGAAAAUAAAGUGUUAAGUUCUCAGUUGAUCACUGCUGAUAUUCUGUUUAAAAAAAUAAAAUUUUUAAAAAAAAGUUUGCUGGUUACUGGUGCAUUUUAGUCAUGUCUCUGCAAGGGAUGCCUUUGUAGCUAAGCUAGUUGACAUGGAUUCUCUGAGGUAAGACCUCUCCCUACCACUGAGCACCACUGUGUAGAUUGUAAUACCCCGAUACUGAUUAGUUUUGUACUUUGUGUUGAGUUUGUGAAGCUGAAAAGUAUUACAAUUAUUAUAAUAAAUACACAUUGUACCAAAGGUGAACUGGAAAGAAUUGCUGUAUGGAAGGAAUAAUUUAUAUACACUAUAGAGUUUUUUAUGGAUAUAUACUGUAUUGUAGUGUUUAAUCACAAUAAAACUAUUUGACCUCAUGGAUAAAGGUCACAUUUCUACCA